Messenger RNA from Mesorhabditis spiculigera, 750 nucleotides. Lineage: Eukaryota; Metazoa; Nematoda; Chromadorea; Rhabditida; Rhabditidae. The record is from the annotation of a GenBank genome assembly.
AUGUAUUCCUACGCGCCUCCCUAUCCAUCCUCCUCCACCAGCCCCUCCUACGAUGGACUGGACAAUUUGGAGCGAAAGCUCAAAAAGCCGUUGAUGGAGAAGCGGAGGCGGGAGCGGAUCAACAGCUCGUUGGACCAGAUCAAGGCCCUAUUGAUGCACUCGACAACGACGCAGAGUUCAAAACUCGAAAAAGCUGACAUUCUGGAGAUGGCGGUCGAUUAUAUUAAGCGGCUGGAGGAUGAGGCACGAGGGAAUCGAUCGUCAUGCUCCAAAGAGGAAGCCGCCGCCUACUUCAAGCGCGGCUACACGCUAGCGUGGGAGACUACGGGACGCUACGCGCAACAAUAUCUGUGCCAGGCCUUCCCACCCCAAUCCGGCCCCCAAGCGCAGCAAUUUCAUCUGGAAUUCGUCAAUAUGUUGAGACAAAUCCAAAACCCUCCCGCAUCAACAAUCGGAUUUCAACCUCCAAACCCACUGAUUACGACAGCAAAAUUGGUCUCACCGAUUCCAGCAGGCGGUACCAUCGCGAAGUUCUCCCCAGCCACGCCAGAAUCCGCCUACGGUAGCUCUCCGGAAGCGGACACGAGUUUGGGCAGCACACGCUCCACGCAACACCAAAAACCUACGACACCCGUUGCCAGGCCCAGACCAAUUGAUGUUGUUGAGACUGACGACGACGAUGACGACAGCCAUUCCGAAGCGGAAGCCGGCCCUUCGCCAGCCAAGAAGGCCAAGCUUUGGCGCCCUUUU